AUGCAAAGAGUGAAGGUUUCACUGCUCCUCGGCUGUCUGCUUCUGUUUCAGUUCAGACCAACCGCAGGGCAGAAGAUCAACCUGAUCAAGGUGGGGAAUUGCGUUGAAGCGGGCCUGGAGCUGACGGCUAGCCUCGCCAUCCAGAUCAUGCCCAUGAUGAAAGAUCUGCUGCAGUGCGUGGGCUAUUUGCCCAAGAUCAGCACUGCCAGAGUGAAUAGGGUGCAGCUUCUGGUGAUCAUCUACCAGUUCGUCCAUAAAAUGUUGAUGGGCGAGCGUCUGCCCUGCCUGAUGAAUGCCUACAUGACGCUAUCGAGCGUCGUGGGUCCUCACUUGGAGAAGAUGAACUCCUUGCAAUGUUCCUAUUUGUUUGUGAAGCCACCUCUAUGUUGAGAAAUUCAGAAUAAAAAACGUUGCAUUUUAAAAGGAAAAAAGCAAAUCU
Messenger RNA from Drosophila persimilis, 439 nucleotides. RefSeq lists its product as uncharacterized. The record is from RefSeq and is a predicted model, not a curated record. NCBI's taxonomy places the organism in Eukaryota, Metazoa, Arthropoda, Insecta, Diptera, Drosophilidae. Bases 1 to 390 code for a protein of 129 amino acids. The transcript has 2 exons.